CGCAUGCGUCGCUCACUCAAGGGCUACACUGUCAUGGCGGUGACGAGCUGAAGCUACCGGAGCGGAGCAGGAAGCAAACGCAGCGCAGCUGGGCUCGCAACGCUGUCAUUUCACCGAGUCUGCGGGAGUUUCACGGGGGAGCACCGAAGCGGACCUCCGUCGGCUUUUCAUCGGCUGCUGCAGACGGAAUUAUCCCCCCCCCCUACCCCUUUAUGUUAGUGAGUUUGUGGCUGAGCCGAGCGCGUUUACCUGUCAAGUAUCUGCGCUCAGCGACACCAACUUCCACCGCGGAUCGGAGGGGAUAAAGUGGAGGUGAAAACAGGUGAAAAAAAAUUAAGAAAGGAACCUUGCUUCACCUGCUCCUCUCAUUUUGGCACACUUUUUUUUUUUUAACUGCGUUAAUUCAUCUUUCUGAUAUCAAGUUGCGAACCGGGGCAGAGUAGUUCAUUGUGGUAGAGGAGCGGUGACAUUUACAGCCUUUUACAGCCUCGCAGCUUCAGCCGUUACACAUUUUUUUUUCCUUCUCUCUCGUCCCCUUUUUUAUUAAAGGAUCGCUCGUUCAACAAUUUGGAUGGGGAGGAAAGCGUUUUGCUUAUGUGCCUGUAGAUCGUCCACGACUCAUCUGAAGGGGAGAAGAUAGAGCCCUCUUUCUCCUCCUCCUCGUCGGCUGCCUGUCUCUGUCGCGGAGGUGAACAGGUGCCUUACCUGUGGACGCACCUGUCCUUCCCGAGCAAUGGCGAGCGCUGCGGAGCCCGCGGACGGACAGGACGGGCAGGACGGACGGGACGGACGGCCGGCCGCCGUGGCCCUCAACCCCGGAGUGCCUAUCAGAGGGAUACGGAUGAAAUUCGCCGUCCUCGCCGGCCUGGUGGAAGUUGGGGAAGUUUCCAACAGAGACAUCGUGGAGACUGUGUUCAACCUGCUAGUCGGUGGCCAAUUUGACUUGGAGAUGAACUUCAUCAUCCAAGAACCGGAGAGCAUUGUGUGCAUGGUGGAACUGCUGGACAAGUGUGAGCCAAACUGUCAGGCGGAGAUAUGGAGCAUCUUCACUGCAAUCCUCAAGAAAAGUGUCCGUAACCUGCAGGCGUGCACUGAUGUGGGGCUCAUUCACCUGGUGCUGCAGCGUACAUCAACAACUGACAGCAUGAUUGCAGACCUUCUGGUGGACAUGUUGGGUGUCCUUGCCAGCUACAGCAUCACAGUGAAAGAGUUGAAGCUUUUCUUCAGUAAGCUGCAAGGAGAGAAAGCCCAGUGGCCACGUCAUGCUGUGAAGCUUCUGUCAGUGCUAAAAUACAUGGCUCACAGGAACGGUCCUGACUCGUUCUUCAGUUUUCCAGGGAAAAAUGCUGCUGCGAUAGCUCUGCCUCCAAUAGCAAAAUGGCCAUACCAGAAUGGAUUUACAUUCCACACGUGGCUCCGGAUGGAUCCUCUCAACAACAUCAAUGUAGACAAAGACAAGCCUUACUUGUACUGUUUCCGCACCAGUAAAGGCCUGGGUUACUCUGCACAUUUUGUGGGUGGUUGUUUGAUAGUGACUUCAUUAAAAUCAAAAGGCAAAGGAUUCCAGCACUGUGUAAAGUAUGACUUCAAACCACAGAAGUGGUACAUGGUGACUAUUGUUCACAUCUACAACCGCUGGAAAAACAGUGAAAUUAGCUGCUAUGUGAAUGGAGAACUGGCUUCCUAUGGAGACAUCGCCUGGUUUGUCAACACCAGUGACACGUUUGACAAGUGUUUCCUUGGAUCCUCGGAGACGGCGGAUGUGAACCGUGUGUUCUGUGGUCAGAUGGGGGCAGUUUAUCUGUUCGCAGAAGCUCUCAGCGCUGCUCAGAUCUUGGCUAUCUAUCAGCUGGGUCCAGGCUACCAGGGCACUUUCAAGUACAAGGCAGAGAGUGACUUGUUGUUUGCGGAGCAUCAUAAGACCUUAUUGUACGAUGGCAAGCUGUCCUCUAGCAUCGCCUUCACCUACAACCCUCGCGCCACAGAUGCCCAGCUCUGCCUUGAGUCCUCCCCCAAGGACAAUGCCUCAAUUUUCGUCCACUCACCGCAUGCACUCAUGCUGCAGGACGUGAAGGCUGUGGUGACUCACUCAGUCCAGAGUGGCAUACACUCCAUUGGUGGUGUGCAGGUCCUCUUCCCUCUGUUUGCACAGCUGGAUUAUUGCCAGCCCUCCAGCCAAGAGCUGGACACCUCUGUUUGCUGCACUUUGCUGUCUUUUGUGAUGGAGCUCUUGAAGAACUCAGUGGCUAUGCAAGAGCAGGUCUUGGCCUGCAAAGGCUUUCUCGUCAUCGGCUACACUUUGGAAAAGUCUUCCAAGCUACACGUGACGCGGCCUGUCCUGGACAUCGUUCUGGCCUUUUCCAGAUACCUUAGCAACUUGCAGAAUGGCAUCCUGCCGCUCAAGCAGCUGUGUGACCACAUCCUGUUCAACCCUGCCAUCUGGAUCCAUGCCCCUGCCAAGGUGCAGCUGAUACUCUACACUUACCUGGCAACGGAGUUCAUCAGCACGGUGACCAUCUACAAUGCCAUACGCAGGGUGGGCACAGUGCUUCAGGUCAUGCAUACACUAAAAUACUACUACUGGGUGGUUAACCCUCAAGACCGCAGUGGAGUUGUGCCUAAAGGCCUUGAUGGUCCAAGGCCAAACCAGAAGGAGAUGCUCUCUUUGCGAGCGUUUCUACUGUUGUUUGUCAAACAACUCAUAAUGAAGGAUCAUGGGGUGAAGGAAGAUGAGCUGCAGAGUAUCCUCAACUACCUCCUGACCAUGCACGAGGAUGACAAUCUCAUGGAUGUGCUGCAGCUGUUAGUUGCUCUGAUGUCUGAACAUCCUGGCUCCAUGGUCCAAGCCUUUGACCAGCGUAAUGGGAUUCGUGUGAUCUAUAAGCUACUGGCAUCAAAAAGUGAGGGAAUAAGAGUCCAAGCACUCAAGGUCAUGGGAUACUUUCUGAAAAGCUUGUCACCAAAGAGGAAAGCCGAGGUCAUGCUGAGUCAUGGUCUGUUCUCGCUGCUCACCGAACGCCUGAUGCUCCACUCCAACCAGUUCACCAUGACAACCUACAAUGUGCUCUUUGAGAUUCUUACAGAGCAGAUCUGCACUCAAGUGAUCCAUAAACAGCAUCCGGACCCCGACUCCACUGUGAAGAUUCUCAACCCACAGAUUCUGAAGGUAAUAGCAGCCUUGCUGAAGAAUACUCCCCCAUCCCCUGAGAGCAUGGAGGUGCGCAGGGUCUUUCUGUCAGACAUGAUCAAACUGUUCAAUAACAGCAGAGAGAACCGCAGGAGCCUGCUGCAGUGCUCCGUGUGGCAGGAGUGGAUGCUCUCUCUGUGCUUCAUCAACCCACGGAACAGUGAGGAGCAGAAAAUCACAGAGAUGGUGUACGCCAUCUUCCGCAUCCUGCUCUACCACGCCAUCAAAUACGAGUGGGGCGGCUGGCGUGUCUGGGUGGACACCCUGUCCAUCACCCACUCCAAGGUGACAUUUGAGCAGCACAAAGAGAAUCUGUCACAGAUGUUCCGUCAGUACCAGCAUCAGGGCUCCACGGGCUCUCGGAGCACAAUCCGCACCAUCUCAGGUGCCAGCCAAAGCUCCGAGACGAUAAAAAGUGCGAAUGGGUCACCUGCGGAGGACAUGGCGCCCUCCACUGUUAUUGAGCUGACAGUGGACGGAUUGUCCCAGAAAUCCCUCGACUCAGCAACCAGUUCCACCAACACCUCCAGACCAGUGGACACUACUGAAUACAGGGAAGAAACAUCCAUCACUGUGUCCAACAUCCUUGCAAGAGCUGAAGAAGAUGAAGAGCAGGUGGAUGAGUCUCCCAGAGAUGGUUCAGUUGACGGAAAAGAAGCCGAAAGUGGCUCAAGUCACCAAACCAAAGGAGGGAAGGAAAAUGAAGAGACUAACACUCAAAAUGUGACGACAGAAAGUUCGUCUGACAUAAACAAUACAGAGCUAGAAGCUGCUCACAGCAACCAACCUGAAACAGCUGCAACAGCUGCCGUGGAAGCACUUGGAGACUCGACCACAUCUACAGGUGAUGAUGCACAAACAGCUGUAACAGAGGAUGAUGAGUUGAAGAACGAGUCAUUCAACUCCACAACAGAAAACACUUUAAAUGAGAGAGGCCCAUUGGAUGCAGAACAUGGAGGGAAGACAGGCCACAAGUCCUCGGAGCCAGCACCCUGUCUGGAGAACAGCGUGCUGGGUGGAGCAUCCGUGUUCAGCGAGGACUUGGCUGACAUCUCGUCCGUGAGUGACCAGAUCCGACAAAGUGACGCCGAUGACAGUCAAGAGGAGUCCUCUUAUGCUUCUGCUGCAACCGGAGAAGAAGGUGAUGCUUUGAAAAAUGAGGGAGACAAUGAAAGCAAAACAAAUGAUCAGGAAAGACAGGAAAAUAAGGAGGAAGAGGAAAAAGAAGGGAAACAGGAGGCGAGUGUGCAAGACAAAGAAACAAGUGAAUCCGAAGAAAAACAGGUGCCUUGUCUGAACAGUGAGACUCCGAGUGUCGUAGAACCACCUAAAGAAAGUGUUAGUGAUGGACAUCCUUCGUCCAUAAAUGAAGCUGCAAGCGACGACCAGCCGCCAUCAGAUUCCACACCACCUUCCUCAGCUCAGGUGGCGGCAGCAGCCUCAGGUUCCACCUCCCUCAGCCAGCCUUCAGAGACCAGUGACACCACUGCAGGGGAAACCCCGUCCGGUGCCGCUGAUAGCAGCUCUGACACCCACAAGAGCACCGACUCCGUCAGCAAGACCAAAGAGAUCAAAAUUGCCAGGCUGGACGUGUCCAAUGUGGCCUUAGACACUGAGAGACUUGAACUAAAGGAGACCUCUUCAACAGAAACAAGCCAAGGCCAUUCAACUACAACAGCAUCAGCAGAAGCAGGAAGUUCUUCAGGCCAGCCAAGAGAGAGCGGCACGCCGGCUCCUCGCUCCACCAUGUUCCGUAUCCCAGAAUUCCGCUGGUCCCACAUGCAUCAGCGCCUCCUCACCGACCUGCUCUUCUCUAUUGAGACAGAUGUCCAGAUGUGGAGGAGUCAUUCCACAAAGACGAUAUUGGAUUUUGUAAACAGCAGCGAGAACGUUGUGUUUGUCCACAACAGCAUCCACCUCAUCUCCCAGGUGGUGGACAAUCUCAUUAUGGCCUGUGGUGGCAUUUUACCUCUGCUGUCUGCUGCCACAUCAUCAUCUCAUGAGUUGGAGAGCAUUGAGCCAUCCCAGGGUUUGGCGGUGGAGGCAUCCGUCACCUUUUUGCAGCGCCUCAUCAGCCUCGCAGAUGUUCUCAUCUUUGCCAGCUCGCACAACUUCACAGAGAUAGAAGCUGAGAAAAACAUGUCGUCGGGGGGCAUUCUGCGACAGUGCCUUCGCCUGGUGUGUGCUAUGGCAGUGAGAAACUGUCUGGAGUGUCAGCACUGCGCAGAGGGCUCGGCACGCAGCUGCACAGUGAUGCCCAGCGCCGCGCUGGGAACAGCCCUGUCUGCACCGGCACAGAGCCCCGUUGAUGCAGUGACAGGUGGCAUGUCUCCAAUCAGAGACUUUGACCGGCUCCUUCAAGACAUGGACAUUAACCGCCUCAGGGCUGUAGUCUUCAGAGAUAUUGAGGACAGUAAGCAGGCUCAGUUUCUGGCUCUCGCUGUGGUUUACUUCAUCUCAGUCCUCAUGGUGUCCAAGUAUCGUGACAUCCUGGAGCCUCACAAUGAUAAGAAACACCCCCAAAGAUCCCAGUCUUCUAGGAGCACAGACAGUGGAGCCGCUUCGGCCGGAACGGAGGUGGAGGGCGGCUUCUCUCUCAGGCGCUAUGAUUCUGGUAUUGGCGAUGACCACACCUCAACUGCGGCAAGUGAAGCCGACCUGUCAUCCUCUGGAGUAGCUCACGGUCCUGACGCCAUCUCAGAGGCCCUGUCCACACUGUCGUCUGAGGUCAAACCUGCUCUGUCUGCCGAUUCAAAGGGCAAGAAUGUGAAGGACAUUCUGCGCAGCCUUGUGAGCGCUCCGGCCGACGAUAUCAUGGUGGACCCAAGUCUGCUGCCACCAGCUUUUCUAGGACCUGUGGGCGACACUGGCAGAGACUCGUCCCUUCAGUUCCGCUCCUUUGAUAGAAGUGUUGUUGUUGCACCCAAGAAAGUGGGAAUGGCACCAUCUCCAGGCGCUUCCACAUCUGCUACGACACCCACUGCUGCCUCCGUGUCUGGAACGCCAGUGGACAGCGUUGCUGUGGUAUCUUCUGGCGACGCCUCCCAGAGCACCUCUGCAGACUCUGCAGCUUGUGAGUCAGGCGGCCAGGUUCCAGCCAGCACCAGCCUGCCAUCUGUCCCCCCACUCUCCCCUGUGACCCAGAACACAGCCCCCAAUAUGAGCAUCUCCGAGCGUCUAGAACAUGCACUUGAAAAGGCGGCUCCUCUGCUGAGGGAGAUCUUUGUGGACUUUGCCCCCUUUCUCUCUCGUACCCUGCUGGGAAGUCACGGACAAGAGCUGCUUAUCGAGGGCACCAGCCUUGUGUGUAUGAAGUCCAGCAGCUCAGUGGUGGAGCUCGUCAUGCUUCUCUGUUCUCAGGAAUGGCAGAACUCUAUCCAGAAAAACGCUGGACUUGCCUUUAUCGAGUUGGUCAACGAAGGAAGGCUGCUCAGUCAUACCAUGAAAGACCACCUGGUUCGUGUGGCCAAUGAAGCCGAGUUUAUCCUGAGCCGACAGAGGGCUGAAGACGUACAUAAACAUGCAGAAUUUGAGUCUAAUUGCGCUCAUUACGGGGCAGACAAGCGAGAUGAGGAGAAGAUGUGCGACCAUUUGAUCCGAGCAGCCAAGUAUCGAGACCACAUGACCGCCACACAGCUCAUCCAGAAGAUAGUCAACAUCCUGACUGACAAACACGGAGCCUGGGGAAACUCUUCAAUAAGCCGACCAAGGGAGUUCUGGCGCCUGGACUACUGGGAGGACGAUUUAAGGAGGCGACGUCGCUUCAUCAGGAACCCCUUCGGAUCCAGUCACUCAGAAGCUACGCUCAAAGGCGCCGCCGAACACGUGGCUGAUAUUGGUGCAUCCGAGGAGGAUAUUCUCAAAGGCAAGCAGUCCAUCAGGAGUCAGGCUCUAGGAAAUCAAAACUCAGAGAGUGAGGCAUCACUUGACGGAGACGAUGACACUCUAUCAUCCUUAGAGGAGAAGGACCUGGAGAACUUUACAGGCCCAGUAAACCUGAGCACCAGCGCUCAGCUCGUCGCCCCGGCCGUGGUGGUGAAAGGCACCCUGUCCAUCACCGCCUCCGAGCUGUACUUCGAGGUGGAUGAGGAAGACCCGAGCUUCAAGACCAUCGACUCAAAGAUUUUAGCCUAUACAGAAGGUCUUCAUGGAAAAUGGCUGUUCACCGAAGUCCGGGCUGUCUUUUCCAGACGCUACCUGCUGCAGAAUACCGCGCUGGAAUUGUUCAUGGCAAACAGAACGGCAGUCAUGUUCAACUUCCCAGAUGCAGCCACGGUGAAGAAGGUGGUGCACAGUCUUCCUCGCGUUGGGGUGGGGACGAACUUUGGUCUUCCACAGACGAGACGCAUUUCUCUGGCCACACCCAAGCAGCUCUUCAAGGCAUCCAGCAUGACUCAGCGCUGGCAACGCCGCGAGAUUUCCAACUUUGAGUACCUGAUGUUUCUCAACACUAUCUCGGGUCGCACUUUCAAUGACCUAAACCAGUACCCAGUCUUCCCAUGGGUCAUCACCAACUAUGAUUCAGAGGAACUUGACCUCACUCUGCCCAGCAACUUCAGGGAUCUGUCCAAGCCAAUUGGUGCACUGAACCCCAAGAGGGCAGCAUUCUUUUCAGACCGGUUUGAGUCCUGGGAGGACGACCAGGUGCCCAAGUUCCACUAUGGCACACACUACUCCACCUCCAGCUUCACCUUGAUGUGGCUACUGCGUAUGGAACCCUUCACCACGUUCUUCCUCAACUUCCAAGGGGGGAAGUUCGACCAUGCUGACCGCACCUUCUCCUCAGUGUCCAGGGCCUGGAGGAACUGCCAAAGAGACACAUCUGAUGUUAAGGAGCUGAUUCCAGAGUUCUUCUAUCUUCCCGAGAUGUUUGUCAACGCCAACAACUACAACCUGGGAGUGAUGGAGGAGGGCAACGUGGUCUCCGAUGUGGAUCUUCCACCGUGGGCCAAGAGCCCGGAGGAGUUUGUCCGAAUUAAUCGGAUGGCUCUGGAGAGUGAGUUUGUGUCCUGCCAGCUACACCAGUGGAUCGACUUGAUAUUUGGAUACAAGCAGCAAGGACCUGAAGCUGCCAGAGCCCUCAAUGUUUUCUAUUAUCUGACCUAUGAGGGGGCAGUCAACCUCAGCUCCAUCAAUGACCCCAUGCUGAGAGAGGCUGUGGAGUCUCAAAUUAGGAGUUUUGGACAGACCCCCUGCCAGCUGCUUAUUGAGCCACACCCACCCAGAAGCUCAGCCAUGCAAGUGUAUCUUCUCCUGCAGACCCCAAUGAUGUUUACGGAGCAGAUGCAGCAGGAUGUUAUCAUGGUGCUGAAGUUCCCAUCCAACUCCCCUGUUACACACGUAGCAGCCAACACCCAGCCGGGCCUCGCCUCGGCUGCCAUCAUUACUGUCACCGCCAACCGCCUCUUUGCUGUCAACAAGUGGCACGGCCUGACAGGUCAUCAGAGCUCAGCGGAGCAGCAGUACCAACUUCCUGUGGAAAUUGACCCUCUGAUAGCCAGUAACGUGGGCGCUCAUAGGCGUCAGAUCUCAGACCUGCUGGAUCAGAGCAUGCAGAUCAGUUCCCAGUGUUUUGUCAUCACAGCCGACAACCGCUUUAUCCUCCUGUGUGGCUUCUGGGACAAGAGCUUCCGGGUCUACUCCACCGACUCAGGCAAACUAACCCAGAUAGUGUUCGGGCAUCGGGAUGUGGUGACGUGCCUCGCUCGCUCCGAGUCGUACAUCGGAGGAGACUGCUACGUCCUGUCGGGGUCCAGAGAUGCCACCCUGCUGCUGUGGUACUGGAACGGAAAGCACAGCAGCAUCGGAGAGAGCCCAGGCACGUUCAUCACGCCCAGGGCCAUCCUGACGGGCCACGACUGCGAGGUGACCUGUGCCAGCGUGUGCGCCGAGUUGGGUCUCGUCAUCAGUGGCUGCAAAGAGGGUCCUUGUCUGAUCCAUUCCAUGAAUGGGGACCUGCUGCGGACCCUGGAGGGCCCAGAGCGCUGCCUGCGGCCCCGGCUCAUCCAGUCUUCCACCGAGGGCCACUGCGUGAUUUACUACGACAAGGGGCAGUUCUGCCUCUUCAGCGUCAACGGCAAACUCCUCGGACACGUGGAAGUGGAAGACGGCAUCAAGGCCAUGCUUCUCAGUAGAGACGGUCAGUAUCUGCUGACCGGAGGAGAUGGAGGCGUCGUGUCGGUCUGGCAGGUCCACAACCUGAAGCAGCUGUUCACCUACCCCGGCUGUGACGCAGGAGUCCGCUCCAUGGCCAUGUCACAUGACCAAAGGUGUAUCAUAACCGGCAUGGCAUCGGGAAGCAUCGUCCUCUUCUACAACGACUUCAACAGGUGGCACCACGAGUACCAGACCCGGUACUGAGGGGAAACUUGACUAACAGAGACGGAUAAAUGUUUGAUGUCACAAGGGUGAACUCUUAUCAGAUGCACUGUUCUGUCUAUCUCCUGAUAUCCUGAAUGUAUCUUAGUGGAAGAAGAAGAAGAAAAUAAUCUGUCCUGUUAAAGUAAAAGAACUACUAUUUUUAAAAAGGGCAUUGCUAUAUUUUGUAGAUCAGAUAGAAAUUUUCAUAUAAAUUGAAAGGUGGGGGGUUACAUUAUUGUACGGUUCAAACAGAUCUAUUUUUAGCUGUGAGAGUCUAUUUUCAUCUCCUCCAGAAAAUAAAAAAAAGGGAUUUGUGGGGAGUUGACGACUUAAAAAAAAAAAAAAAAAAAUCAAAAUAUUUCUCUACCUUUGGGGGUGAGUGAUUUUUGUUUUUGUUUUUUUCCAGUAGAUGUGUAUGUUGGGGAAUAAAUAUUCAACUAUCAUUCACUUGCUUUUCACUGUUUUGGCACAGCGGGUAGAUAGGAAGUGUUUGAUUAAAAGAUGAUGUACUUAACGGACCGGUGAAGAGGAAAAUACAUUUCUAUAAAUAUCUAUAUAUAUAAUGUUUAAAUGUAGUCCUCCAUAUUUAUGACGUCUAAUCCUUCUGUACCUCUGUGCUUGCUUAGAGAUUGUUUUUGUGCAUGACUCAUAUUGAACAUAUCAGUUUAUUUAAAAUGUCAAACAUCAUUAAAAAAAAAAAGAAAAAAAAGAAACUGCAUCAGUUAUUUGAUUGAAGGGGUUCUCCUCUUGUACGUUUCUUUUCUAAAUGACUGAAUAAGCAGUAAACUGUUAUUUCUGAAGUCUUGGGGAGCCUCAGAUGAAGUUUGUGAUGGAUAGAAGAGAAGUGUUGAUCAUGAUUUGAUUGGACCGUCAGACAGUUCCACAUCUGUCGGGGUCUGGUCUCCAAAGCAGUGAAAGGAAAGCCUUUUUCCAUUCUCAUCACAGCUGUCCAAAUUACUGAACGAGUAAUAUUGUUUAAAUCUGAUCAACACAAAUUCUAGGAGCAUAUUUCUUUGCUUCUGUGUUUUAACAAGCAUUCACUUGUGUUGUUGAUUUUUCCGGAAACAUUCCUUUCUUUAAAGUUUGUGCUUCAAUGUGGUUUGAAUCUCUAGUUAUAUGGGGAACUACUCUUUUCAAUAACUUUUUUUUUUUCAAUCAUUUUGGAGUGUUGUUUGCCGAGUUCUGACAAUAAAAAGGAAUUUUAUAAUUUGAACUGUCAAUCUUUUAUUACCACAACUGUACAGCACCCUCUAGUGGUCAGA
Cololabis saira (Pacific saury) is the source of this 10809-nucleotide messenger RNA. It is a transcript of the gene lrba, whose product is annotated as LPS-responsive vesicle trafficking, beach and anchor containing. Bases 734 to 9547 code for a protein of 2937 amino acids. Gene Ontology annotation, biological process: intracellular protein localization. Gene Ontology annotation, cellular component: cytosol; membrane. The transcript has 57 exons. The record is from RefSeq and is a predicted model, not a curated record. Lineage: Eukaryota; Metazoa; Chordata; Actinopteri; Beloniformes; Belonidae. Gene Ontology annotation, molecular function: protein kinase binding.